CGCCGGGAGAGCGAGCGCGGCCCCCUGACGGGCCGGGCCGGCGGCCCCUGCGCAGGGGCCGCGGGGCCUCGCGUCACUCGGGCUACGGGCUGGGUCCUGCGGCCCCGAACUCCCCUUGCGGUUUGUGGCAGAAUCAAGUUAAACUCGGACCGGGACUCCUGCUGCGGCCGCCGCUUCUCUUUGUUGUUCUUGAGUAGUUUCGCUGUCCGCCCCAGCCGAGUGCGCUGGGUUGGCCGGAGCGUGUCGCCUCAGGUUAUCCUGAAUACCACAUGCCUAAUAAUUUUCCUUGCAACGUUAGUCAUUGUUUUUCACUGCCUCCAAAAGAUCAAAAUUUCUCCGGAAAUUGGAGACCUAUUUGAUUUAAAAGAAUAACUUUGACAAAUGGACAAUAUGUCUAUUACAAAUACACCAACAAGUAAUGAUGCCUGUCUGAGCAUUGUACAUAGUUUGAUGUGCCAUAGACAAGGUGGAGAGAGUGAAACAUUUGCAAAGAGAGCAAUUGAAAGUUUGGUAAAGAAGCUGAAGGAGAAAAAAGAUGAACUGGAUUCUUUAAUAACAGCUAUAACUACAAAUGGAGCUCAUCCUAGCAAAUGUGUUACCAUACAGAGAACAUUGGAUGGGAGGCUUCAGGUGGCUGGUCGGAAAGGAUUUCCUCAUGUGAUAUAUGCCCGUCUCUGGAGGUGGCCUGAUCUUCACAAAAAUGAACUCAAACAUGUUAAAUAUUGUCAGUAUGCAUUUGACUUAAAAUGUGAUAGUGUCUGUGUAAAUCCAUAUCACUAUGAACGAGUUGUAUCACCUGGAAUUGAUCUCUCAGGAUUAACACUGCAGAGUAAUGCUCCACCAAGUAUGUUGGUGAAGGAUGAAUAUGUUCAUGACUUUGAAGGGCAGCCAUCAUUAUCCACUGAAGGUCAUUCAAUUCAAACCAUCCAGCAUCCACCAAGUAAUCGUGCCUCAACGGAGACAUACAGCACCCCAGCUCUGUUAGCUCCAUCUGAGUCUAAUGCUACCAGCACCACCAACUUUCCCAACAUUCCUGUGGCUUCCACAAGUCAGCCUGCCAGUAUACUGGCAGGCAGCCAUAGUGAAGGAUUGUUGCAGAUAGCUUCAGGGCCUCAGCCAGGACAGCAGCAGAAUGGAUUUACUGGUCAGCCAGCUACUUACCAUCAUAACAGCACUACCACCUGGACUGGAAGUAGGACUGCACCAUACACACCUAAUUUGCCUCACCACCAAAACGGCCAUCUUCAGCACCACCCGCCUAUGCCGCCCCAUCCCGGACAUUACUGGCCAGUUCACAAUGAGCUUGCAUUCCAGCCUCCCAUUUCCAAUCAUCCUGCUCCUGAGUAUUGGUGUUCCAUCGCUUACUUUGAAAUGGAUGUUCAAGUUGGAGAGACAUUUAAGGUUCCUUCAAGCUGCCCUAUUGUUACUGUUGAUGGAUAUGUGGACCCUUCUGGAGGAGAUCGCUUUUGCUUGGGUCAACUCUCGAAUGUCCACAGGACAGAAGCCAUUGAAAGAGCAAGGUUGCACAUAGGCAAAGGUGUGCAGCUGGAAUGUAAAGGUGAAGGUGAUGUUUGGGUCAGGUGCCUUAGCGACCAUGCAGUCUUUGUGCAGAGUUACUACUUAGACAGAGAAGCGGGCCGUGCACCUGGAGAUGCUGUUCAUAAGAUCUACCCAAGUGCAUAUAUAAAGGUCUUUGAUUUGCGUCAGUGUCAUCGGCAGAUGCAGCAGCAGGCGGCCACUGCUCAAGCUGCAGCCGCUGCGCAGGCCGCCGCCGUGGCAGGAAACAUCCCUGGCCCUGGAUCAGUAGGUGGAAUAGCUCCAGCUAUCAGUUUGUCAGCUGCUGCCGGCAUUGGUGUCGAUGACCUUCGCCGUUUGUGCAUACUCAGGAUGAGUUUUGUGAAGGGCUGGGGACCGGAUUACCCAAGACAGAGCAUCAAAGAAACGCCUUGCUGGAUCGAGAUUCACUUACACCGGGCCCUCCAGCUCUUAGAUGAAGUGCUUCAUACCAUGCCUAUUGCUGACCCACAGCCUUUAGACUGAGGUCUUUCAGUGUUGGGGCCCUUAACAUUGUCAGGAUGGUGGACUAUAAAAUACAAUCCUGUUUAUAAUCUGAAGAUAUAUUUCACUUUUGUUCUGCUUUUUUCAUAAAGGGUUGAAAAGUGUGUUUGCUGCCUUGCUCCUAGCAGACAGAAACUGGAUUAAAACAAUUUUUUUUCCUACUUAGAACUUUUCAGGCAUGGCUCAGAGCUUGAAGAUCAGGAAAAACACAUUCUUAUUAAAUCUUUACCAGUUAUGUAUGAAGGAAUCAUUCCAGUGCUGGAAAAUUUAGCCCUUUAAAAUGUCUUAGAGCCUUUUAUAUGCAGAACAUCGAUACAUGUGUUAUUCUACAGAAUAAAUUCAAUAUUGCUGAUUUUAAAGGAGAGAAGUUCUCAAAGUUAAUUCACCUAUGUUAUUUUGUGUGCAAGUUGUUAUUAUUGAACAUACUUUACUCCAAAAUAUUGUGCCAUGUGGGUGAGUUAAUUUUACCAAGAGCAACUUCACUCUGUGUUUAAAAAAUAAGAUAGUAAUGUAUUAUAUAACCUUUUAUCCAAAAUAUUUUUUUGCAAGUUAAAACGAGUGAAGACGAUUUCAAUUCAGAUGGUCUUGCAACUUCAGUUUUAUUUUUGCCAAGGCAAAACACUAAUGUGUGUGUAUACUGGGAAUUCCUUAAAAUCACCCACAAAAAUACACCAUUUAAAAUUUACACUUGUUAUCCCUGUUCAGGGUAACUAUUUGUCAAGAAAUAUUCUUUUGCCCUGUUAUACAGUAGAUAUAUUCUUUUAUAUUUCUAGGCACAAGGUGGUCACUACGGAGCCUAGAAGAGGAAUUUCUUUCCUUCAUUAAUUCAUAAGGAAAGGUUUUGUAUUUUUAAAAACACUAAAGGCAGUGUCACUUCACCUAAUAUCUCACCAUUCUGCAAAAGUGGCAAUGCUUAAACUAAGUGAGUAUUUUGGAAACUGCUAAAUUCUAUGUUAAAUACUGUGCAGAAUAAUGGAAACAUUACAGUUCAUAAUAGCUAGUUUGGAUAUUUUUGUACUUGAUUUGAUGUGUGACUUUUUUUUUUUUCGUAUACUGUUUAAAUCAUGUAUGUUUUGACAUUGUUUAAAAUUCAGUUUUUGUAUCUUGGGGCAAGACUGCAAACUUUUUUAUACCUUUUGGUUAUUCUAAGCCCUUUGCCAUCAAUGAUCAUAUUAAUUGGCAGUGACUUUGUAUAGAGAAUUUAAGUAGAAAAGUUGCAAAUGUAUUGACUGUACCACAGACACAAUAUGUAUGCUUUUUACUUAGCUAGUAGCCUAAAUAAAACCGAAUCUCAACAUACAAAGUUGAAUUCUAGGUUUGGUUUUUAAGUUUUGUUUUCUUUUGCACUUUUGAGUUGAACCUCAGAGGCAAGAUACCUUCUACUAAAUGACAGGCAACAGCCAGUGCUAUUGGACAGCUUUGGUUUCCCUCACACUCUGCCAGGACUUCCCCACAGACAUUAUGUAUCGAGUGUAGAGUUGGUUGGGGUUUUUUUGUUUUGUUUUGUUUUAUUUUGUUUUAGCUUUUAUUUUACUGUAGCAAAAUAGGCCUGAUUGUCUACAAGGUAAAUAGGUUGUCUACAGGAUAAAAUAGUGUGAAAUAAAACCAAGGAUUAUCUUUCAGAUGCUUUUAUGUUUUGCUUGGAGGGCCUUCUUAGGUGUAAUAAGAUUCUUGAAGGUGUGUUACAAGUAUGAGAUUUGAGAAACACUUAGAAUAGUCAUCCUUAAAUGACUUAAACGAAUAAGUCUUCUACUUCCUUGCUCAGAAGGUCAUCUUCAGAAGACCAUCCUAGGAGAACCACUGAGUUUGCUUAUUGUGAUUUAAACAUAGAUCUGGAUCCAAGCUACAUGUUUUGUUUUGUUUUGUUUUGUUUUAAAAUAUUUUCUCUGCCAAGCUCAUUUGAACUCUUGAGUACUUACGGAUACUUUUGUUAAAGACCAAAUUUUAAUCUGUAAAAGUUUGGUGAUUUAAGUUUUAUUGGCAGAUUUUUUUUAAAAAAGAUCAUCUUCAUUCUCUAGAAAUUGCUGACUUUAGGUCCAUUUUACUGUGAAUGAAGAAUAGGAGUGAUGAGAGAUUUUUUAAAUCCAGAUUAUUUGAUUAGGAUCAUUUGAUUAGCAUGCUGUGAUACAAUCCGUUGCCUCCUUUUCUCCUUUAAGGAAGGUUUUCAUGUUUAAUCGUCUGGGGAAAGUGUGUGGAAAUAUUUGCUAAAAAGUCUUUCUUUGAGGCCAAGCCACCUGUCUUGGUUUCUUUCUACUAAGAGCCAUAAUGUUAACUACCAGUAUGUAGCAUUAUUUCUAGUUGUUAAUUGCUUUAUGUUUGUACCUAGAUUCAGUCUUAUGCUUCUGAGAAAACAUCUAGUAUGUUCAUGAUCAGUUAUUUUUGAGAGCUUAGUUGUUAAACAGUAUUUCCAUUUCUUAGAGAUAGUCAUCUUUGAUGAGUAAGACUCAAGAAUCACUAGGUUUAAAAUUUUAUGGCUACUUUAGGGUAGAAUAGUUUCUGCAGUUCUCAGAAUCUGAUUAUUUUGAGGAUAUGGUUCCGGGUAGAUUUUCUCCAGCUAUUUCAUAUCUCAAAAUGUUGAGCUUCAGUGCAAGCUGAAUUGAGAGUUGAACCAAGUACCCUUCUAAUCCAGUAUGAGGCCAUUCCACUUUGGCCCAGUGCCUUUCAGUGCGUUAUCAAAGGGAAUCCUAAAAUGGUGUUGCCUUUAUUUUCCAGGGAGUAGAUUCUUUUGAGGGAUAUGCCCUAUCUCAUUUUUUAUAGUGUGCUACCCCUGGUAUACAAAGAUAAUGAUAAUAAAUCACUGCCAUAUAACCUUGUUUUUCUAGAAACACUGCUCAUUUGUAUUGACCUACCCACCAAAUAGGUCUCUUGUCUCAUCCUUCCUGUAGUCAUUGUAGGUUCACAGGUUGGGUGGUCUAGUUUAAGGAUUACCAUCCUCGAAUUAUCCAAGGAAACUGAAUACAUGUUAGCUGUGUUGUAUUUCAAAGUUAAAAAUCCAUUUUUGUGGGGGAAGGGUGUGGUAUAAAGGGGGGUAUUUGUAAUAGAAAUUUUGAAGGUAAAAUAAAAUAUCCUGUCUUCCAGAUGGUAAACAUCUUACUUUUACAAGUUUAUUGCAGGUAUCUUUUUGACUAUGCCCAUCUGGAAAAGGGAAAUUUUACAUUGUCCCAUGGUGCUCCUCAUGCAUAUAUGGAGGUUAAGGAAUAUAAGGUGAAAUAUUUCUACUCGUGGUUUGGUGGUAACUGGUUAAUAGUUACUCACUAGCUAUUAUGCAAAAUUAGAUUAGUUCAGAUCUUUUUUAGAGCCUUUUGGAAGAAGCAGUUUUAUUCUGACUAGGGCAGAAUCCUUUUUGGUGAUAGUUUCUAUAGUUCUCCUCAUCAUUAAGUCAUUUUACUGGCAUUUUAUUUAAUGCUAGCAGAUUGGGAAGAUGAUGAAUUUUAGGUUACUGAGGUAAAUGAGUAUAUGAAAGCAAUUAUCUGCAAACUCACUUAACUUUUUUGUAGAGGGGGCUUGGCUAAGACUAGCAGAUAAUAGCAUGAAGAAAUGCUGUUUUUUUCUUCCAGUUUUCAAAACUCCUUACUACACUAUUUCGCUUGAUCUUUAUAGUAACUCUGUGAGAGGGGGUUAGAGGGAAGGAAAUGCUUUUUUUUUUCUUUCUAAAGGCAGACCUCAUCUUGUCACAGGUAGCUCUCUGUGAAUAGUUGCCUAAAUUCUGCUUUGCAAAGAUUACAGAAAAGAGGCUCUGAGAAUCUUUUGUGCAAGCCUUUCCAUUCUUUUCUGACAACUAGGUAACUUCUCCCAGGGUGUAUCAGGAAGGAUGUAUAUGGUUAGUGGCCGCAUUCACAGAAGCAUCCUCGGCUUGGCCUUGUCCCUAAGCACUUGUACCAGUGCUUCCAGCUGUUGAUCUUGUUUAUCUGCUGUCACUGUGGAAUGGAAUUUUCUGCAUUACCCAGACUUGCCUUAUUUAAGCAGUAAGCCUUUUUAUUUUAGCCAUUUUGAGGAUGGAGUUAUUAAUGUGUAUAUCAGAGAACAUACUAGAUACAGUGUUUUUUUGUGUGUGCCAACCUGUCUUUGGAUGUCAGGGGCUGCUAAGGUUUUGCAGACUGCUAUGGUUUUGAAUGUUUACCUUUUUUCUUUUCUACACAGUACCUUUCAGUAUUCUCCCUUUCUGAGAGGUCACUUCGUGUGUAGCUCCCCUUGUAGUUUCUUCUUCGCUUUCUGAUUCGUUUUUCCAACUGCUUGGGCAAGAAACCCAGAUAACCAGACUUAGAACUACCUUUAAAACACAAGGACAAAUUGGGACAGGUCCCAAGAAACUUUCCUGUAAAGUAUUGAAAAGGCCUUCAGUGCUUUGGUGUCUGACAUCUGUUUGACUGCUUAGAAUGAUUCCUGAUUCUUUGCUGAGUUCAGGUAGUUGAAAUAGGGAGAAGUGGGUCAGAUUCAUAUUUUCUGCCUUUGAAAGAUUUUGUUGCUUCCAUCUCAGUGCUGCUCGUACAAAAACUGGGGUUACAGGGGUUACUAAAUUACCAUCAGUAGUCAGAGGCAUGCCUUGCCUAGAGGAUACCAGCAAAAAAAAAAAAAAAAUCCUAAAUGAACAACAAAAAACAAACCUUAGGAAAUGAGAGGGUUGUUUUUGUUUUGUUUUGGUGUCCCCUUUUGAGUCCUAUCUUGGGGCUUUCCUCCUCUACAGAUAUUUUUGACCUAUAGGUGCCUUUAUGAGAAUUGAGGGUCUGAUAUCCUGCCCCAAGGAGUAGCUAAAGUAAUUGCUAAUGUUUUCAGGGAUUUUAACAUCAGACUUGAAUGAAUGAAUGAAGCAUUUUCCUCCCUGCCCCCUUUCCCUCCCACCCUCCUUCCCUCCCUCCUUUCCUCCCUCCCUCCCUCCCUCCCUUCCUCCCUUCCUUCCUUCCUCCCUCCCUCCCUCCCUCCCUUCCUCCCUCCCUUCCUCCCCCCCCCUCCCUCCCUCUGUCUUUCUUUCAUAGGAAGGACUGAGGUGAAGACAAUCAUUUCUGUCUAUUGAUGUGGAUAGUUUUCAGUGUAUUUAAGAUGCUUUCACAGUAAGUCUCAGAGCCCAUGUUCUUAUUCAGCCUAAAACUGGUGGCUCUGGGCUGGCACCAGGUACACUCUGGUUUGCACUCUGCCACUGAUUUGAUGUAUGACCUUGAGCAGGUCAUUUCCCUUCUCUGGGCCUCAGUUGCCUCAUCUGUAAAAUGAGGGAGUUGGACUAGAUGUGUUCUAGCUCCGAAAUUUAAGUGACCUUGCCUACCUCGCAGCAGUUUUUGAUUUCUUCCUUAGUUUUGCUCUGCUGUUUGAAGGGGCUUUUUACUUACUUCCAUGUUAUUCAAAUGAGAUUAGGCUUGAUAUUUUAUUACUAUUCUCCAAUGGACAAGAAGUUACAUAGUAUGUCCUUGAGACUUAAAUUUAACCAAAGGCCUAGCACCACCUUGCAAUAAAUACUUAGAAAAAGAAAAAAAAAAAAAAACUGAGAGGAGAGGAAAAGCCUUCAUUCUCUUUUCCCAUCAUCUAGAUUAAAGGUUUCUUAAGGCUUUUUUUUUUUUUUUUUGAGUCAUGGCAUUCUACCUUUUGGGCUGGUGUGUGUGUGACAGCAUCCUCUUAAUGCUGUGUGCUGGUGAUUUUUUUUCAACUAAAAUGAAAUUGAAAACUUACUGUAAAUGCCUAAUGAUAUUAGAGGUCAUUACUUCUGGUCUUUGGUUUCUUAUCUCUUUUAUAAGUUGAAAACAGGGGAAUUCCUCUGAACCACAUCAAUUAAAAUGGUUCAUAUGAUAGAAGAAAACCAUACCAGUGGAUGAUCAUUCACUUUAUUCUUGGCUCUUUUUGGGUCCAUUUUGAUUAGAAUACUUUUGGGUGGAGCAUUCCUUUCAGAGUACUUUUCUGGCCUGUUCUUAGAUGAGUAUCAUUAAUGAACUUGUCUUUUUCAAGGACCUUGAGGACCUUCCUUGGGGGUGGGUUAAGGGUGGGGGGUUGGGGAGUCCUGGUAGAGGCCAGCUCUGUGAUAGCUGGAGAGGAAGGGAUGAAACCAACUGCUGUUGCUAUGGCUGCUUGUCAUUGAUAGAAGGACUCAUGGGCUUGGAUUGGUUGAAAGGCUAAACAUGGAGUUGACAGACUUCCUCCACAUACUGGGUUCUGGCCAAUGCCUUGGACAUGUGAUUUAAGGGAAAAGUGUGAAUGCUUGUAGAUGAUGAAAACCUGGUGGGCUGCUGAACCAUUGGAGGAAGUGACUGGGGGGUGGGGACUUAUUUGGUCAUGGUAUUUCCCAACUCUGUCUCCUCCCCUAAAAUCAGAGGAAUGCAGCUAUGCCAAAACCCAGAGAAGAGCCACACUUAGCUUCUGCUUUUGGGAAAACUGGUCAGCUAAAGCUCCGGUAGUUCCUUUGUGGCUUUCUGUAUACUUUUGCCUGGUUGAAGUCUGUGGCUAAGAAAUAGUUGAACCUUUCCUGAGAACUCUGUAACAAAGUAUGUUUUUGAUUAAAAGAGAAAGCCAAUUAAA
This is a messenger RNA of Felis catus (domestic cat), 8556 nucleotides long. RefSeq names its product SMAD family member 4 (gene SMAD4). The transcript is spliced from 12 exons. Lineage: Eukaryota; Metazoa; Chordata; Mammalia; Carnivora; Felidae. The record is from RefSeq and is a predicted model, not a curated record. Bases 382 to 2040 code for a protein of 552 amino acids. Gene Ontology annotation, cellular component: heteromeric SMAD protein complex. Gene Ontology annotation, biological process: cell differentiation; SMAD protein signal transduction; anatomical structure morphogenesis. Gene Ontology annotation, molecular function: I-SMAD binding; DNA-binding transcription factor activity, RNA polymerase II-specific; RNA polymerase II cis-regulatory region sequence-specific DNA binding.